Messenger RNA from Toxotes jaculatrix (banded archerfish), 816 nucleotides. Its product is annotated as homeobox protein engrailed-2b-like. The transcript has 2 exons. The record is from RefSeq and is a predicted model, not a curated record. Gene Ontology annotation, cellular component: nucleus. Bases 1 to 816 code for a protein of 271 amino acids. Gene Ontology annotation, biological process: neuron differentiation; multicellular organism development; regulation of transcription by RNA polymerase II. Gene Ontology annotation, molecular function: RNA polymerase II cis-regulatory region sequence-specific DNA binding; DNA-binding transcription factor activity, RNA polymerase II-specific. NCBI's taxonomy places the organism in Eukaryota, Metazoa, Chordata, Actinopteri, Toxotidae.
AUGGAAGAAAAUGCUCGUCGAGACCCAGAGCGCCCUGAGGACUCCGGUCGAGGCGAGGAGUCCAACCGGGCCAUCCUGCCUCUCCUACAGCCACCUGGCAACCAGCAGUCCCACAGGAUCACCAACUUUUACAUCGACAACAUUUUAAGACCGGACUUCGGCCGAAAGAGCAAGGACGGGACUUCGGUCCGGGAGGGAGACAGUCUGGGAGUGAUCAUACGAAGGGACGUGACGCGGAGAAAGGCUUCCAAAACUGGCAACCCGCACCAGGGUGGAGCAGGAGGCGAUGAGGAGGAAGACAGGGGAGCAUCCGAGGACCGGCAUCCGGACCCUGAGGCCAGGAGGCCUGACCUGAAAGUCGGUCUUGCGGCUGUGAAGGGCCGAGGGGGCAGCGGGGACGGAUGCCGCAGCCCUCAGGCCAGCUCUGCCGCUGCAAGCAAGGCGAUGCUGUGGCCAGCCUGGGUUUAUUGUACCCGCUACUCAGACCGUCCGUCAUCAGGACCCAGAUCCCGCAAACCAAAGAAGGCUCCGACCCCGAGUAAAGAGGACAAGCGACCCCGGACGGCCUUCACCGCGGAGCAGCUCCACCGGUUAAAAACUGAGUUCCAAAACAACCGGUAUCUGACCGAGCAGCGGAGGCAGAGCCUGGCCCAGGACCUUGGCCUCAACGAGUCUCAAAUCAAAAUCUGGUUUCAGAACAAACGGGCCAAAAUCAAGAAGGCCUCCGGGAACAAAAACUCUCUGGCGAUACAUCUCAUGGCGCAGGGACUGUACAACCACUCCACGGCCAAGGACGACAAGUCGGACAGCGACUAG